AUGUUGGGAUUGUCACAAAUCAGGAUUUCAUACAACAAUAGGAGACGAAUAGCUCAGGAUGACGAUGAAUUGGAAUAUCUCGAGAAUCAAGAAGAAAAAGACAGAAUAAAUCUGAACGAGAAAGCAACCGGACUUGCAAGCGAAUUUCUCAUCUUUGUCCAUCCAAACAUUACAGAAUGCAGCGAUUAUGGAUGGUGGAUAUUUGCGUCUAUAGCAUUUUUUAUGAUUGUGGUGUACACCCUGGGACUUCCAAUCCAUUAUCUGGUUUCACUUCGCCGUCGCAGACACCGACUAGAUGAAGCAAAGAGUGUGGUGAUAAAGCGAUACACAGCAUGGAGAAGUCAUCUCAAGAGAGCGAAGGAUCUUCGUAUCCCAGAAGAUGAGCUCGCCGGAUCAGAGGAAAUAGCUCGGGUUGACAAGGAGAUUGCAGUCAUGCAUGCACAAUACCAACAAUUCAGAAACGAGUGGGAUCAGUUUGAGUUCAUAUUUGCAGACUACCAAAAUGAGUAUUAUUAUUGGGAGUUAGUAGAAAUGGCAAGAAAACAGUUGAUUGUUGCCUUCUCCGGUCUCUUACAACGCUUUGGGGAUGGCUAUGACAUUAUGUUUGGUUGUCUUGUGAGCUUUGUCUUUUUUGCAAUUCACUGCAGUGCGCUGCCCUAUGUGGAAGCCAGAGAAAAUUUCAUCAAAGGCGGCGAAAUUGGAACGACCUAUCUUACUUUGUUUUCUGCUCUUUUGAUUAUGCUCGCAACGGCAAGUCCAGAAUACGACACUCCCCUCCUCGCGAAUGCCUUGACAGGAAUUCAAAUUCUUUUCAUGUCUGUUGUUAGCAUCAGUGUUGGGUGGAAUGUUAGAGAAGGAUUCGCUGAGAUAGAAAGAAUGCGUCUAGAAAAGGAGGAAGAAGAGAGUGGCGGUCAAGAGAAAAUGACGAUUUACUCUGUGAUAUUUGCAGUCAGGCUCGUGAACAAUGCGGUGCGGAAGAAGAUCCAAAAAAGAUAUGAAUUAGAAGCAGCGUCUACGAUAGGAGGAGACUCUCUUUUGUCCAGCUCGAUCUCAUCUCACGGACGCUUGAGCUCUGGAGCACGAACGCCUGAGCCAUGGGAAGAAACUUCCGAGGGGUCGGAUGAGGCUGUUUCUGCUCAAAAUAGAGAUCGCUGGACAACUCUCAUAGAUAAACUGGUCCGUAUUGACCAGAUUCUAGAACCAGAGUUGUCAACCCAAGCCUCUGAGAUUGCCAUGAUGUCUGAGGAUACUGCAUCUGUGCUGAAUGAUUGGUACAUGGACCAAGAUCCCACAUCGGAUGAUGCAAGGUGA
Molecule: messenger RNA, 1311 nt
Organism: Guillardia theta CCMP2712
Lineage: Eukaryota; Cryptophyceae; Pyrenomonadales; Geminigeraceae
Exons: 15
Coding region: 1-1311 (436 amino acids)
Source: RefSeq, a predicted model, not a curated record